AUGCCCGCAAAUCACCGAUCCGAUGUUCGACUUGAAACGGGGCCAUUGAAAGGCUCACAACUUGAAUCUGAACUCUUGGUGAGCCAGGAACAAAUCAUGCCUGAAACAGUGUCAAAUGACGCAGCGACAGAGGAUGAAAGAUACUGCAUGAGAGGCCAUAACGAGAAAAUCUUCGUUGUUUCGCUUACUAGCCUGGGAAUGAUUCUGUGCAUGAUAGCGACAAACAUCAUUCUCCCAGUCAUCCCGGUCAUCGCAACUGAAUAUCAUCUGUCUCCUACCCUGAUAAGUCUGACCAUCACCGUGUACAUGUUGAUGCAGGGGAUUUCACCAGCCUUGAUGUCUGCGAUUUCUGACCUGCAAGGAAGACGGCUAGCCUGGAUUCUCUCAUUAUUUUUAUACUUUGUCUCCAAUAUUGGGCUUGCACUUCAAGACAGUUACAUUGCCCUAAUGGUCCUACGAUCCCUUCAAAGCAUUGGAAGUAGCUGUGGAAUUCCAUUUGGGUUCGCGGUUGUUGCCGACAUCGCGUCACCAGCAGAAAGAGGGAGAUACCUCGGCCCAAUGCAAGGUUGUGUCUUGGCAGCUUUUGCAUUUGGCCCCGUGAUUGGUGGACUUUUAUGGGAGCAUUCAGGUUGGAGAAGCAUAUUCUGGUUCCUUGCCAUCGCUUCUGGCAGCUUCCUGGUGGUUUAUACCCUCGUGGUACCAGAAACUGCCCGGAAGGUGGUCGGAAAUGGUCUGGUGGACCCAGGGAUCGUUCACGAUUCUGAAGGAAAAGACGCACUCAUUCUUAUCUUGUACACCAGCUUGCUCUAUUUCGGCAUUUCAGCAUUAUGGGCGACCACAGCAAAUCAUUUUGGUACAACAUACGGCCUCAAUACUUUAUACGUUGGGCUCUGUUUUCUUCCUUACGGGAUAGCCGGGGGCAUCGGUUCGAUAGUUAGUGGAAAGUUAAUCGAUGUCAACUACCGCCGGCUUUCCAGAUCUCGAGCCAAUUACCGAGAAGAGACUGCAGUGAAGCCAAAAGAGAUACAAGACACAGGUUUCCCAUUUGAGGUUGCAAGACUUCAAAUUGCCGCACCAUUUAUGCUACUUGUUGCGUUUGCCUUCGUUGCAUAUGGCUGGGCCAUGCAGAAACGAUUGCCAUUGGCUAUCUCACUUUUCUUCCAGGCCCUCAUUGGCCUCUGUGCUAAUUCGUUGCUCGGGGUCAUCUAUGUCCUUCUGGUGGAUCUGUUCCCUGAACAAGCCGCUGCAACUUCUGGGGCGGCAGAUCUAGUGAGGUGCUGGCUAGGUGCUCUCUCUGCGGCAGUCGUUGACAAAAUGCUGUCCAUUAUGGGCUGGGGUUGGUGUUUUACCCUGAUAGCUUUGUUCAUGAUCGGUUCAUUGCCAUUGGUCGGUCUUGUAUACUUAUAUGGGCCUUUUUGGAGAGGAAGGAGAAACCGAAGCCUCGAACAUGAUAUUAGGUAA
This is a messenger RNA of Penicillium waksmanii, 1461 nucleotides long. RefSeq lists its product as uncharacterized. Gene Ontology annotation, biological process: transmembrane transport. The record is from RefSeq and is a predicted model, not a curated record. Gene Ontology annotation, molecular function: transmembrane transporter activity. Lineage: Eukaryota; Fungi; Ascomycota; Eurotiomycetes; Eurotiales; Aspergillaceae. Bases 1 to 1461 code for a protein of 486 amino acids. The transcript is spliced from 3 exons.